UUUGAUUAAAACAAAAACAACAACUUUGGUUUUCUCCCUUUGAUGAUUUCUCUCCUGGUAUUUUCUAGGAGAUGGAUCAGAUUGUGAACCAAAUGCUACAUAUCGCGCAGUACCUGGAGUGGGACCCCACAGAGCUCAGGCCUAUCCUGAAGGAGAUGUUGCAAGGAAUGGACUACGACAAGGAUGGCUUUGUGUCUCUACAGGAGUGGGUCCAUGGGGGGAUGACCACCAUCCCAUUGCUGGUCCUCCUGGGAAUGGACGACUCUGGCUCCAUGGGGGACGGAAGGCAUGCCUGGACCCUGAAGCAUUUCAAGAAGCCCACGUACUGCAACUUCUGCCACAUCAUGCUGAUGGGUGUCCGGAAGCAAGGCCUGAGCUGCAUUUACUGUAAAUACACUGUCCACCAACGCUGUGUGUCCAAAAACAUUCCUGGAUGUGUGAAAACAUACUCAAAAGCCAAAAGGAGUGGUGAGGUGAUGCAGCACGCGUGGGUGGAAGGGAACUCCUCCGUCAAGUGUGACCGGUGCCACAAAAGUAUCAAGUGCUACCAGAGUGUCACUGCGCGGCACUGCGUGUGGUGCCGGAUGACGUUUCACCGCAGAUGUGAAUUUUCGGCGGUGUGUGAUGGUGGGGAGCUCAAAGACCACAUUCUGCUGCCUACCGCCAUAUACCCCAUCACCCAAGACAGGCAAGGAGGGAAGUCCGACGGCAGCAUGGCCUCCAAGGGUGAACUUGUAACACAGUAUAAGAUCAUCCCUAGUCCAGGAACUCACCCCCUGCUGGUCUUGGUGAACCCCAAAAGUGGAGGAAGACAAGGAGAAAGAAUUCUCCGGAAAUUCCACUACCUGCUCAACCCCAAACAAGUUUUCAACCUGGACAAUGGUGGACCCACUCCAGGACUGAACUUUUUCCAUGACACCCCAGACUUCCGUGUUCUUGCCUGUGGCGGAGAUGGGACAGUUGGCUGGAUUUUGGAUUGCAUUGAUAAGGCCAACUUCACAAAGCAUCCACCAGUGGCCGUCCUGCCUCUCGGAACGGGGAAUGACCUUGCACGAUGUCUCCGCUGGGGAGGAGGUUACGAAGGGGGCAGCUUGACGAAAAUCCUGAAGGAGAUUGAACAGAGCCCCUUGGUGAUGCUGGACCGCUGGUAUCUCGAAGUCACACCCAGAGAAGAGGUGGAGAAUGGAGACCAGGUCCCAUACAACAUCAUGAACAACUACUUCUCCAUUGGUGUGGAUGCUUCCAUUGCCCAUAGAUUCCACAUGAUGAGAGAGAAACACCCUGAAAAAUUCAACAGCAGGAUGAAGAACAAGCUGUGGUAUUUUGAAUUUGGCACCUCGGAGACCUUUGCAGCCACCUGCAAGAAGCUUCAUGACCACAUAGAGCUGGAGUGUGAUGGAGUUAAGGUGGACCUGAGCAAUAUCUUCCUGGAAGGCAUUGCCAUUCUGAACAUUCCCAGCAUGUACGGAGGCACCAAUCUCUGGGGAGAAACCAAGAAGAACCGGGCUGUGAUCCGGGAAAGCAGGAGGAGCGUCAUAGACCCAAAGGAGCUGAAAUGCUGUGUCCAAGACCUCAGCGACCAGCUCCUUGAAGUUGUGGGUCUAGAGGGAGCCAUGGAAAUGGGACAGAUCUAUACUGGCCUGAAGAGUGCGGGCAGGAGGCUGGCCCAGUGCUCCUCUGUCAUCAUUAGGACUAACAAGCUUCUGCCAAUGCAAGUAGAUGGAGAGCCCUGGAUGCAGCCGCGUUGCACAAUUAAAAUCACUCACAAAAACCAGGCACCUAUGAUGAUGGGGCCUCCCCAGAAGAGCAGCUUCUUUUCAUUGCGGAGGAAAAGCCGUUCAAAAGACUAAAGAGAGUGACAAACAAACACCAGCUCUACCAAGAAGAAUCUACACACGUGCACACACACAUCACACAGACACACAUGCGCACACACACAAACACACACAUACCAUGCACACAUACACACACCACACACACAUACCAUGCACACACACACCACACACACAUACACACCAUACAGUCACACACACAGACACACACACACCACACAGACACACAUCUGUAGCCAGAGGAAGUCAAACCACCCUCCCAGAGGAAAGUGUCGUCCUGCCGUACAGUCUACCUGUUUUGAAAAUGGAUCCACUCUUAACAGAACCAAUACCCAUGAACUAUUUUGAAUGGACGCAGGGCCCACCAGGAUGGGUUGGCUCCCAUAGCCACUUCCACAUUCCCACAGGCCUGGGGUAGACUCUGAGCCUGAAGGAGAAAUCCCACCCCCCCCCCUUUUUUUUUCCUUCAACUCCUGUAAGGUUCCAGGCUGUACG
Alexandromys fortis (reed vole) is the source of this 2327-nucleotide messenger RNA. Its product is annotated as diacylglycerol kinase gamma. The coding region runs from base 72 to 1850 and encodes 592 amino acids. NCBI's taxonomy places the organism in Eukaryota, Metazoa, Chordata, Mammalia, Rodentia, Cricetidae. Gene Ontology annotation, molecular function: ATP-dependent diacylglycerol kinase activity. The record is from RefSeq and is a predicted model, not a curated record. The transcript has 18 exons. Gene Ontology annotation, biological process: lipid phosphorylation; intracellular signal transduction; diacylglycerol metabolic process. Gene Ontology annotation, cellular component: plasma membrane.